AUGGGCACAUCACUGCUGAAAAUAUGGCUUGCCUUUGUCAGCGCAGCCUCUGGCUGUGGGACCCCUGCCGUCCCUCCCGUGGUCACUGGCUACUCCAGGAUAGUCAACGGUGAGGAGGCGGUGCCACAUUCCUGGCCCUGGCAGGUGUCUCUGCAGGACUUCUCUGGUUUCCACUUCUGUGGUGGUUCCCUCGUAAAUCAGUGAUGGGUUGUGACUGCUGCCCACUGCAAUGUGAGAACUUCCCAUCGCGUGAUUUUUGGAGAACAUGAUCCUUCGUCCAAUGCCGAGAUCUUCCAGACCAUGAGUAUUGCUAAGGUUUUCAAACACCCCCACUACAACAGCUUUACAAUCAAUAACGACAUCCUUCUGAUCAAGCUGGCCUCCCCUGCUCAGCUGAGUCCUCGUGUGUCCCCUGUGUGUGUGGCUGAGACCAGUGACAGUUUCCCUAGUGGCAUGAAGUGUAUGACCACUGGAUGGGGUUUGACCAGACACAAUGCUCCUGAUACUCCUGCCCGUCUCCAGCAGGCUUCUCUGCCACUGCUGAUCAAUGAGGAGUGCAAACGCCACUGGGGCUCCCAGAUCUCAGACGUGAUGAUCUGUGCUAGGGCCGCUGGGGCCUCCUCCUGCAUGGGUGACUCCGGUGGUCCCCUGGUGUGUCAGAAGGCUGGAGCUUGGACCCUGGUCGGUAUUGUCUCCUGGGGCAGCAACACCUGCACCACCUCAGUGCCUGGAGUGUAUGCCCGCGUCACCAAGCUCCGCGCCUGGUUGGACCAGACUAUUGCUGCUAACUGAAGCAUCUA
Molecule: messenger RNA, 800 nt
Organism: Electrophorus electricus (electric eel)
Lineage: Eukaryota; Metazoa; Chordata; Actinopteri; Gymnotiformes; Gymnotidae
Source: RefSeq, a predicted model, not a curated record